UUGUCUUCCGGGUGAGGUGUUGUUGUUGUCAUCAUCAUCAUCAUCAUCAUCAUCAUCUAGUGAAACGGUGAAGACUCGCGUCUCUCUCCCCCGCCGGUUAUUUAAGCAGUAUGUGGAUCCCCGCCGAUGGAUGUCACGACGAACACUGAGGAGAUUUUAGCUGAGAACUUGAUCCAGCUGCUUGAACUUGAGCACGAUGUCGGUUUCAGCGCAGGAGAGGGACGCGUGCUUCCCUUCGGACUGGGAGGAUGACGAGCGGAUGGCUUUCUUGUUCUCUGCCUUUAAAGAGAACCGGGAUGUUGACUGUACCGACUGGGAUGGGAAGAUAGACUUCUGGAGUCCUCUGAUCGUUGACCACUGCAGGAGACGCGGCUCGGUGUGUGUGAGUCUGCAGGACUUGAAUGAGAGUUUCAGAAGGAAGGGCAUCGUUCCUCUGGGCUUGAGUACUGUAAUUCAGAGCAUGAUUCGGAGUGGGAAGGUGCAGAAAGAAUCCGACUUCGCUGCAAACGUAGACUCGGGCUGGUUGUCGUGGGGUGUUGGGCUGCUGUUAGUCCGGCCUCUGAAGUGGACUCUGUCGGCUCUGCUGGGCAGCGGGAGGGUCCCGCUGGAGGAGAUGUUCGUUGUGAUAGAACUGGUUAAGGAAAAGGCUGCGGCGCUUUUGGCGGCAUAUCGAGGUUCUCCUUUAGCAGUGCGCUCUCUGCUGUCGUUCCCAGAGCUGCGUGCGCUCUCCUCUCACAUCUGUCCCGAUGAAAGCUCGCUCUGCAUGGCUCUGCUACAGCUCCAGAGAGAGAAACAUGUCACCGUCUCACUCCACGAAGGAGAGAAGCUGGUGAAAUUCAGUCAGGCAGGACAGGGCCGUGUGUCUCCGGUCAGCGAGGUGGACCUGGGCAUCUAUCAGCUCCAGCGCAGCGAGAAGCUUCUGGAGGAGAGGGUGGAGGUGCUGGGACUGGAGGCAGAAAAGUGUAAGCAGCAGGCAAAAUCACUGCUUAAAGAGGGGAAGAAAUCACAGGCCCUGAGGUGUUUACGUGGAAGCAAGCGUGUGGAGAAGAAAGCGGAUCGUCUGUUUGCUCAGCUCGAGACAGUGAAGGGGAUCCUGGACAGAAUAGCAAACUCUCAAACCGACCGUCUGGUGAUGCAGGCGUACCAGGCAGGGGUGGCGGCUCUGAGAAUCUCUCUGAAGGGUGUGACUGUGGAGCGAGCGGAGAACCUGGUGGAUCAGAUACAAGAGUUAUGCGACACUCAGGAUGAAGUCAACCAGACUCUUGCCGGUGGGGUGCUGGAUUCUGGUGAGGAUUCAGAGGAGUUGGAGGAGGAGCUGAAGUCAUUAUUGGAGAACACUAUCCUAGAUAAGGACGUGCUCCCAGUGGUGCCCACGCACCCUCUCUCUCCUCCCAGGAAAACGGGUGUCCCGGAUGCGGAUUUCCUCCAGUCUCUGCCCUGCGUGCCUGACUCCAGCCUGGGCAUCACAGAUGAGGAGCUGGACAGAGAGCUGAGUCGACUCACAGUCUCUGACACAGUUCAGAGGAGGAUGGAGUCGGCACAGUGAGCGUUCAGCACAAGCACAAGCUACUAUGGGUUCAACGCUGUCCGAUAAAGCCAUCAGAGACAGUACAGAACGUGUGUCCUUACAUUGUAAUACGCCCUACCAAGUCUUUAUGAAGAGCCCUUAUUCAUGUUUGUAAUAGCAUGUUUAUUUUUGUUUUUUAAAGACAGUUUUAAGAGUGGCCUUCUUGAGUUUGUAAAGUCUGUACAAUGUAUUAUUCUAAUAAAACUACAAAUUAUGAUGCCAAAUAAACAA
This is a messenger RNA of Rhinichthys klamathensis goyatoka, 1798 nucleotides long. RefSeq names its product charged multivesicular body protein 7 (gene chmp7). The transcript has 11 exons. The record is from RefSeq and is a predicted model, not a curated record. The coding region runs from base 197 to 1546 and encodes 449 amino acids. Gene Ontology annotation, cellular component: cytoplasmic side of plasma membrane; ESCRT III complex; multivesicular body. NCBI's taxonomy places the organism in Eukaryota, Metazoa, Chordata, Actinopteri, Cypriniformes, Leuciscidae. Gene Ontology annotation, biological process: late endosome to vacuole transport via multivesicular body sorting pathway; vesicle budding from membrane.